Messenger RNA from Panicum virgatum (switchgrass), 1274 nucleotides. RefSeq names its product nudix hydrolase 15, mitochondrial-like. The record is from RefSeq and is a predicted model, not a curated record. Gene Ontology annotation, biological process: coenzyme A catabolic process. The transcript is spliced from 5 exons. Gene Ontology annotation, molecular function: coenzyme A diphosphatase activity; acetyl-CoA hydrolase activity. Lineage: Eukaryota; Viridiplantae; Streptophyta; Magnoliopsida; Poales; Poaceae. Bases 76 to 885 code for a protein of 269 amino acids.
GGUCACAAUCUUUGGGACGUCGGACGGCGGCGACACCUCCAAGCCCACCGCUGCGCCGAUAUCACCGUCGCAGCCAUGAGGCCUCUCCUUACCCGCCUCUUCACCUCCACGCACAUUGCCAUGGCCUCCUUCUCCUCUUCCUCUCCGUCAAGGCGGUUGGCCCGUCUCAGAUGCCAUCUCGCCUCCUCUUCCGGCGAGCUCUCCUCAGUAGGCGCCCCUGCCGCAGCCGCCGACGCCGUCCCCGCGAAAAGCCCGCGUCCGGCCGCCUCCAAGGUCUACGCCGCCGUGCUCGUCUGCCUCUUCGAGGACCCCAGCGGCGGGCCCCGGGUCCUCCUCACCAAGCGCGCUUCCUCCCUCAACUCGCACUCCGGGGAGGUGUCGUUACCCGGGGGGAAGGUGGACGAGGGGGACGCGGACGCAAAGGCCACGGCUCUGCGGGAGGCGAAGGAGGAGAUUGGGCUGGAUCCGGCCCUUGUCUCUGUUGUGACAGUUCUUGAGCCCUUCCUAUCCAAGGGUCCGGCGACCCGAUGGCUCGAGAAUGGGCUCAAUGUUGUUCCUGUAAUUGGCAUGGUUUCAGAUAGAGCACUAUUCAAGCCUGUCUUAAACAAAGCUGAAGUGGAGGACAUCUUUGACGCACCGCUGGAGAUGUUUCUAAAGGACGACCACCGGAGAACAAAACAAAUGAAUUGGAUGGGCAUAGAUAUUCCCGUCCAGUUUUUCGACUACGAGGCAGACGGCAAAAAAUUUGUGAUUUGGGGCCUAACCGCACACAUCUUGACCCGUGCGGCGGCAGUCGUUUUUCAGAGGCAACCAUCGUUUGUUGAACUACCAAGACCCAAAUAUGUAAGCGCACCCGUCGCUGGAACUGAUGAGACCAAACACUAAUGUUUUAUGAUUACUCUGUCAGGGGGCGUUUGGUUCAGAGCCUCGCUUGGUUGUAGAAUUAUGUUUCCUUCCCUCCACAUGUUGGCUGGCAAAGUUACCAAGAUUUGUUUUGUACAUUUCACUAUAGUUGUGAAUUGUAUUUUCAUGUAUAGUAGACACCAAAUAGUACUGGCACAUUUGCCCCUUCAGAUUUUGGGGCAAUGAAGACUUGGUGGAAGAGGAGGGCUACUGCAUGCACUUUGUGACAAAAGGAUGUAUCAUAAACUCUAGAAAAAUAUGGCAAUUUAUUUUCCACGCUUCCUAUAUUUCCCGAAAAUAUGGCAAUUUAUUUUCUCCACUCUUCCACCAAGUGACCCUAAAGAUCUAAGUGUUGUCUUUGUUUAGUUCAA